Molecule: messenger RNA, 2740 nt
Organism: Carassius carassius (crucian carp)
Lineage: Eukaryota; Metazoa; Chordata; Actinopteri; Cypriniformes; Cyprinidae
Product: TSC22 domain family protein 4-like
Exons: 3
Coding region: 1169-2038 (289 amino acids)
Source: RefSeq, a predicted model, not a curated record
CAUAGUAAGACACAGAGGCGGAACUUCCGGGUGAUGGAAAGUUGUCAACAGUUUCUUAGGAGGAGAAUUAAUCUGUAAAUCUAGAUUCGUUAGUGUCGCUUUAAAGAAAACCCAAUCCGAGUCUGCGCAAGAGGAGCGAAUCCGCGGGGUUUCUAUCGAUUUGUAGAUUAUCGGGUGAAUCUGAUGCGAACUGAUGAAGAAUAAACAAACUUAUCGGGUGUGGAUGAUCAAUCUCAAUCAGUCUCUAACGGGAUUUUAAUCUUUGUUUUUAUUUUAACGGAAUAUUCCCUCUCCUCUAGGGGUUUUGGCAGCAUGUGAACUGACUCUUUACUGUGUUAAAGUUCACACAAUUUACGACGGUGUGUAACUUGACUCUUUAAAGUGACUGCAGGCUGAGUUUAAGGGCUAAUUCAGAUUUCUGGGGGGCUUCGCGUCUGAUUGUGCUGUUUCUUUGCGACUGAUCUGCUGUGAUUCCUGUCAUCUGUUGAGUCGAUGCGGGUCAGUUUUCUGUUCUGCUCCUAAACUUGCUGAGUUUCUCGUCACCCUUUGGGUUUCUCACAUACAGAUCACCAUCGACGGAAACAGAACUUCUGGUUUUUGUAGUUACCAAACUUGUCCUGCAGACCUAAAAUGAUGUCCUGACAUGUUCAGGCCUUGAGCUGCAGCAAGAAAUAAUGUAAAACGCCCUAAUUAUGGUGUUUAUUUUCUUUACAUCUUUCGGUUAGGCUGUUUGAUCUUGAGAGUAUUAGAUCUGUGCAUGCAUGGUGAUCAGGAGCCUCUGGAUUGUGUCCUGAGCUGUGAACACACAUACUGUACGACUGCCAGAGGAAACAGCCAUCAGAGCCGAGCCUUGCGCAACCGCUGGGCAGAGAACUGCUCUUAUUACUGUACUGGCUGCAGUUACACUCGAAACAGCCCAGAGAGAAAGAGGACAGAGCCAAAUGCAAUGGAAUAAAUUUGUUUUAAGUUUUCAGUUUUGACAGAUUUUUACCUGCGGACAGAGAAUAUGAUUUAUCUAAUCCAGAUUGACUCGAGAGACUGAGCGGAAGAAAACCAAAUGGUUAGGACAUUCGUUUCUUAAAGCUUUUUGCUGUUUGGUUUCUACUGUAAAAUAAUGAACAACCAAGAUCGAGUUUGGAGUGCUUAACGUCACACCGCUCGGUGCAGAAUGAGUGGCGGAAAGAAACGAAGCGGUUUUCAAAUCACCAGCGUCACGUCGGACUACAAUCAGGUUUCUGGAGAACACCAUCCGCCGGAGCUCCUCAGCCCUGGAACUCAAAGAGCCACGCCCCCUUCUAACAGAAACCCCGCCCAUGGGAGGAGCCCCAGAAGCCAGACUGCAUCGCCCACUCAAAUCUUAUCCAAUGGGCUGUCUCUGCGCCAUAACCCCGCCCUCCAGAUGCAGCAGAGCUCUAGUCAGCCGACUACACCCGUCACGGCUAGGAAGCACAGUUUGUUAGAUGGGGCGUCACGUUUCCGCGUUGUGCGUUUGGAUCAAGGACCGGGCGAACCAUAUAAACGCGGCCGCUGGACAUGUGUGGAUGUGAUGGAGAGGGAAGUUGAGGAGCGUGGGCUCCGCCGUGUGAUUGACAGCAUGAGACACGCCCACUCGCUGGAGUCCUUAGAGACAGUCGGGCUUGGCGGAGCUGAAGGAGCAGUGGGCGGAGCCAGACUCAAAUCAUUGAGCGUGCAGGCAGAUCACAUGGUACAUUCACAGGGCACCACCCACCCGCUGACCAAAUGCCGGACAGACUCCGCUCACAACGGCCAGCCCUCGCCCACACACGACACGCAGCCAAUCAGGUCGCCGAUCACGCCGCGGAUGCGCAACAUACCCGCCCCACUGCGCCUCGACAUGGAUGCUGGCGGCAAGCUGCGGACCACACGCUCACAGCCGGCAUCGCCCGGAUCUCGCCCAGGUCGAGACAGUCCCUUCUAUCCGGCGCUGACGCCCAUCCAGACGCCCUCCGCUUUCGCGCUGGCGCAGUCCAUGUUCGGCAUGAGCCAAGCCUUUGAGUUUGUGGGAGACGACGGGUGAGACGAAACGCUGCUAACGAACAUUGUUUUGUGUAUUUGGUGUAAUGCAAUGUGUUUAUGUGGUUUAAGGUUAAAAAAACAUUAUUUUCGAUAUAAUGUACAUUAUUGUUUCUUUGUUCUGAAACGCGUAAAUUUUUACAAAGCUCAUCAGUCUCAAAAGCGACGUGUGCUCUGAUUGGCCAGCUAUCCAGUGCGUUGUGAUUGGCUGAAUACCUCAAGCGUGUGACGGUAAUGUUACCAUAUUUGGAAACAGACAGCAUCUCCACGGUAACAACACUAAUUUAUUUGUGACUAUACGGAUCUUAUCUAUGCACCGCUUGUAACAAGACAAAGACAAAGGAAAACAUUUAAUCAUGUGACCUGACCGCUUUAAGGGCCGUUUACAGUAAUAAGGACAACUAUAACGAUAACUGUACGUUUGACAAUCGUCAGGAGAACAGCAGUAAGUCCACAGCACAACUAUAACAGCUAAAGAACAUUAAAAACAUUGACAGCCAAUCAAAAUCCAAGCAUUUAAAGCGACAGACAACAAAACUGUAGCAUACUGUAAUAAAUAUAAUUAUUUGGUUCGUUGGUGUGGAAAUUAAUAUAUUUACAUUUAGUCAUGUUGCAGACGCUUUUAUCCAAAGAGAUUUACAAUUCGGAAAUACAUAAUAUAGUUAUCGUCUAUUGGUGUGAACGGGGUUUAACGGCAAUGACAGCG